Messenger RNA from Rhineura floridana, 3361 nucleotides. RefSeq names its product zinc finger protein 503 (gene ZNF503). Gene Ontology annotation, biological process: negative regulation of DNA-templated transcription. Gene Ontology annotation, cellular component: nucleus. The transcript has 2 exons. Lineage: Eukaryota; Metazoa; Chordata; Lepidosauria; Squamata; Rhineuridae. The record is from RefSeq and is a predicted model, not a curated record. Bases 692 to 2593 code for a protein of 633 amino acids.
GGAGGAGAAACAAGCGGAGGGGAAGGCGAAGGAGAGGAAGAAAGAAAGAGACCAUUAAAAAAAUUCACAGAGGGGUGGCGAUGGUGGUGGAAAAGCCCCUGAAGAGUGAAGGUGACGUCACAUCCCCUUGACCCUCCAAUCACCUCGGGGUCCCAUUUGAUUGGAAGGCGGCAAAGGCUUUAAUCUCCGACUAAUUCAGCUGCUUUUGAAGUGAGUUUCCUCGCCAGAUUCGAGGCUGGAUGGGCAGCGGCGAGCAUCACAGCUGAACAGGGAGGCGGAGAAAGGGAGGCGGCCGGGAAAGAGCCCGGAGCAAGGAAGCCAGCCAGCCAGAAAAAAGGAGAGGGACUGGGAUAGGGGGAAGCAGAAAACCAGAUUUCCCCCACAUCCCACCCCCCCUCCACCACCACCAUCAUCAUCAACAACAAAACACGAGGUUUAUUUCUGUUUUAUAGCAUUCUUCCGCUAGCCAAAUUCUGAGCCGCCUUUUAAACUCCCUAUCUUGAAACGCGCAGCCCUCCCGCAGAGAAGGAAAUUUUGGAGGAGUCUUCCAUUUUUAAAAAAGUGUGUAUAUGUGCGUGAUCCCUCCUUCCCGUUGACCAUAGAAAACUGAAAGCAGACGCCCUGUUUCGGCUCUUGAUCCGCGCGCCUGGCGCUCCCCCACCCCGCCAGUUUUCAUGCGAGGCUUUGGGUCAUGAUUACAUCCCCCUUGCUUUCUGCCGUAAGAAGUAGUCAGCACGGAGGAGGAGGUGGAGGAGCAGCAGCGGGAGGAGGCGCGAGAGAUCUCGGAAACAGCAGCAGCUCUGAUCUUCCCUGGCAAAGCGGACACUCUGGGAAUCCUACUAGCAGCAGCAGCAGCACCAAGCCUUUCUUCCACUCCGUCCCACCCUCGGACCCUUUACGCCAAGCGAAUCGCCUCCCCAUCAAAGUCUUGAAAAUGCUCACGGCACGGACUGGACACAUUUUGCACCCGGAAUACCUUCAGCCUUUGCCUUCUACUCCAGUCAGCCCCAUCGAGCUAGAUGCGAAGAAGAGCCCGCUGGCCCUCUUGGCUCAGACCUGCUCCCAAAUCGGCAAGCCCGACCCGUCGCCCUCAUCCAAGCUCUCGUCGGUCACCUCGAACGGCAACGACAAGGAAUCUUCCAAAUCAGGCCCCCUGAAGCUCAGCGACAUCGGUGUGGAGGACAAAUCUAGCUUCAAGCCUUACUCCAAGCCCGGCGCGGACAAGAAAGAGACGUCGGCGGGAGUAGGAGGCUCCGUUGGUUCCGCGUCCGCCUCGGGGGGAGGCUCGGGCAGCGGGAGCGGCGGCGGCGGCGGCGGCAACAGCGAGAAGUCGGGCUUCCGGGUGCCGAGCGCCACCUGCCAGCCGUUCACGCCAAGGACAGGCAGCCCCACCUCCAGCGCCUCGGCCUGCUCGCCCGGCUUGCUGCCCGGCAGUGACUGCAAGGUCGGCGACUCGGACAAGAAGGACGCCUCAGACGGCUGCGGCAAGGGGGGUUCGGAGUCGUCCGGGGGCCACAGUCGGCUGGGCGCGGGCUGUGGCGGGAUUACGGCGGAGCUGAGCCAGGCCCACGAGAGCGCGAAGGGCCUCCUGGCGGGCUCGUCGUCGUCGUCGUCGUCGUCUUCGUCCGCUUCCUCGGACUCCUCGUGCAGCGGCAGCAACACGGUCACGUCGUCGGCUGCCGCCGCCUCGGUGCUCAGCUCCGGCUUGGUGGCCCCCGUGUCGCCCUACAAGCCCGGGCAGACGGUCUUUCCGCUGCCGCCGGCAGGCAUGAGCUACCCGGGGACGCUGGCUGGCGCCUACGCGGGCUACCCGCCGCAGUUCCUGCCGCACGGCGUGGCGCUGGACCCGACGAAGUCUGGAAGCCUGGUGGGCGCGCAGCUGGCCGGCAGCUUGGGAUGCAGCAAGGCGGCCGGCUCCAGUCCCCUGGCGGGCGCCUCGCCACCCUCGGUGAUGACGGCCAGCCUGUGCCGAGACCCCUAUUGCCUGAGCUACCACUGCGCCAGCCACCUGGCCGGCGCCGCCAGCGCCUCCUGCGCCCACGACCAGGCGCUCAAGUCCGGCUAUCCUUUGGUCUAUCCCACGCACCCCCUCCACACGGUCCACUCCUCGCUGAGCGGCGCCACCCCGCCCUCGCUCGCCGGCCACCCCUUGUACCCUUACGGCUUCAUGCUCCCCAACGAUCCCCAGCCCCACAUCUGCAACUGGGUGUCGGCCAACGGACCUUGCGACAAGCGCUUUGCCACCUCCGAGGAGCUCCUCAGCCACUUGCGGACUCACACGGCCUUCCCGGGGACUGACAAACUGCUCUCCAGCUACCCCAGCUCCACUUCCUUAGCCAGCGCGGCAGCGGCGGCCAUGGCUUGCCACAUGCACAUCCCUACCACCGUGGCCCCGGGCAGCCCUGGCACUCUGGCUUUGCGCAGCCCGCACCACGCCUUGGGACUGAGCAGCCGCUACCACCCUUAUUCCAAGAGCCCCUUGCCCACCCCAGGAGCCCCAGUGCCUGUCCCUGCGGCCACGGGACCCUAUUAUUCCCCGUACGCACUCUAUGGGCAAAGACUGACUACAGCGUCCGCUUUGGGAUAUCAGUGAGUUUUUUGGGGGCUUUUUUUGAUUUUUUUUUUUUUUUGGUCGAAAGGGGGUGGGGUGGGAGAGGGAAAAAUCAAGCAACAGUUCUGGGGGAAAAGAACACAAAGCAACCCUUCAAAACUUUCUAAAAAAAAAGAAAAGUGAAAUUUGACUUUUUUAUAUAUAUAUAAAGAUAGUGUUCAUCUUGAGGACUGGAUCCAUGGGCACUGUAUUUAUUUAUGUUAGCUUCAAGCGGGACAAUGAAUCAAUAAAAGUGCAUUACAUAACUUCAGCUCAGUAGGCUUAAAGGAAAAAAAAUUAAAGUGGAAACACCCGUUGUAGAAUAUAAAUAAAAACAAAACAAAACAAAACUAGAGGACUUCUCUUUAAUGUUACUUUAAAAUUGCUAUGAUUGUAUUGUACCUUCUUAUUUAAUGUUUCAUUGGGGGAGGGGGUGGGAAAAACUCUACAUGCAUGUCUCUUUUUCAAAAUCGAAAACAAACAAAAAACCCUUCACCACUUAAUUUGCAAUUUGUCAGCUCGAAUUUCAAAUUGCAAUUAUUUUUUAAGACGUAUGCCAUCGCAGAAAGAGAAUUGGUAUUUUUUUGUACUUAUUCUGGAAGAAAGGAAACCCAACAACUAUUCCAAAAACCUCCAUUUGCCUUGUUUUUGUUCUUUAAAAGGAACAGUGGACUAUUUUUUAUUUUUUAAGUCCACCCUGUAGAAGGGGCAGAAACAAGGAUGACGUCAUGUAUUUAAAAUAAUAGACAAUGUAUCGCUUUAAAAGAUUAA